Messenger RNA from Aureobasidium pullulans EXF-150, 825 nucleotides. Its product is annotated as ribosomal protein S5 domain 2-like protein. The record is from RefSeq and is a predicted model, not a curated record. Gene Ontology annotation, biological process: regulation of translational initiation. The transcript is spliced from 2 exons. Gene Ontology annotation, cellular component: cytoplasm. NCBI's taxonomy places the organism in Eukaryota, Fungi, Ascomycota, Dothideomycetes, Dothideales, Saccotheciaceae. The coding region runs from base 1 to 825 and encodes 274 amino acids.
AUGUCAAAACGACCGAGAAGUCCAUCUCCUGUGACGGAUGUUUCGGACCACGAUUUCUGGACCUCCGAGACAAUCGAAGACCGCGCAUCUACCUUCCAGGCCUUUUUCUCACCAACCAUGCCUGCAAAGGAACUGCAGAACCUAGAUCGCAUCAAGGAUGCUUCACACCGUAUUUUGGCAUGGCGUAAACCAUCAUCUCAGAGGACCUUGGUCGGCGGUGUACGGACUUUGGAAUCAGGCACAGAUGAUGACGGAGAGCGCUAUGGAGGCCGUCACGUAUUGAAAAUCAUCGAAGAGAUGCGUGUCGAGGGCGCUCUAGUAGUUGCUCGGUGGUAUGGUGGGGUCAUGCUUGGUCCUGCCCGGUUCGCUCACAUCGAAAAUUGUGCAGGGGAUGCGAUUCGGGCUUGGCGGCAGAAGGAAGAUAGCGAAGGCCAGAAGCGGAGGCGAGUUGAAGACGAAGAUAUGGAGAAAAUGAGUCUCAUCGUGGAGCUGACGGACCGGGACCAGAACAUCUCGGUACUGAGGAAACUGCUAGAAGAAAAGACAAAGCAGGCGCUACCACAGACAGAGCAGAAGGCUCCUUCAAGACCUCCCGCACCAGCUCCUGAUUAUGGUUCGAUGCCUCUUGAAAGACUGCGGCAGUUCGACAAGGCUCGGGAUAGCACAGUGUUGUUCCUCCUGAAGAAAAUUGAUGAAGCGGAGAAACAGGAUACUUCAAACACUACGAGUACGACGGAGAAACACCCCACGUCGAGCGAGAAUCAUGUCAAAGUCGCACCGCUCAGGCCUUUUGAAGAGGAGUCAAGCGGUGAUGAUGAUAGCUAA